UUGAACAAUGGAAAACGAAUAUAUGUGUGAAGAAACUAUAUGCACUCUUUGCGACAAACUACUACAAAAUGAUACAGAUGAUAUCGUUCAAGUUCGUAGUAAAGGUCUAGAAACUUUUAUAAAUAAAAGUAAAAGCAGAGAGGAUGAAAAGUUCAAACAAUGGAUAGGAAAACAGAGUGUAAGCUUUCAUGAAAUUUGUAGAAAGCGCUAUUCGGCAAUACCGCAGAAGACAAGUAAAAGAAAAAGGGAUUCCUCAUUACCAUCUCCGCCAGCACAAAAUUUCUCAUUUUCAUUGCCGUCAUCGUCAACAGCAAGUGUUUCAGAUGACUAUAAGUUUGACCAAUAUUGCUUUAUUUGCAAUGAAGUAUUAGAUCCUUCUCAUAAAAAAGUUAGCUACUUAAAACGCCCGUAUACCUAUCAGAAUCUUUUGAAUGUUGCUUCUGAAAGAAAUGACGAUCUCGGUAUGUCGGUACUGAAUCGAUUGGGGGGUAUAUCACUUGAAGAAACAAAACCUAGGUACCAUUAUUAUUGCUAUAAAUCCUUUUUACAUAAAUCUUUAAUGCCAUCAGAAGAAGAAACUGAACCAUAUAACAUGGACAAUGAACCAUGUAAUUUUAAUGAUGAAACGGAUGAUUUAAUUGAAAAUAUAUACAAUUACAUCGAAGAAAGUGGAAAGUUUCAAUUCUUUUUAUCGGAAUUACAUGAUGUAAUUGAUACAGGUAUAAGUAACAAAGUAUUAUGCAAAAAAUUAAAAGAGAAAUAUAACGAAGAUAUUUUCAUUUUAAAACAUCGUGGCCGAGAAACACUUAUUUACUAUAAAUCAAUCAACUUAACAAAAAUUUAUAGCGAUUGGAUCAGUAAGAAAUCAAUCGACAAUUUUGAAAAAAAUGCUGUUGUAAAUUUCGCUGCAGAAAUUCUUCGAGCUGAAAUUGUGAGUACGAAAUAUGAAAAUUCAUCUUAUCCACCUGCGCAAAAAUUUUUGGACAACGUCAAUUCAGAAAUAUCCGAAUUACUGCAAAAUUUUCUCAAUCAUCUUUUUAAAGAAAAACAGGACAGUAAUAUUGAAAAUAGUCAAGUGAAAAGCGACAUUAUUGCUCAUGCUAUAGUCUCCUUUCUGCGUCCAAGAGCUUUUCUUUCUAAAUUACAAUUAGCUCUCGGCAUUUAUAUUUACAGAAAAACGGGAUCGAGACUAAUGAUUGAUCUUCUGUCUAAGUUUGGUAUCAGUGCUUCUUACAAACGUAUUCAAAUGUAUGAAGCCUCAACGAUAGUAAAUCCACCAAUUCAACAUAUUGACAGUGCUUUUGUUCAGUUUGUAUUCGACAAUACUGACCAUAAUGUUGGAACAUUAGAUGGUCACGAAACGUUUCAUUGCUUAGGAGGUGUCGCAGUUUAUACUUCAGAUUUUGAAGUUGUGGUAGAGGGUGGUUCACAAAAAUGUUCAAAAAUGCCAACAGCUGCAGAGAUAGCUUCGCAUAAACAAAUAAAAACAUACCCCUGUAGCAAAAUUGAUUCACAUGCGUUGCAUAAUAUCAAAUAUAUUUCUGUGAAUAACCUUCAUUUAGGCAAUCGGCCAAUUUUCCCAGAGCAUUAUACAGGAUAUGCAUGGGGUAAAGCUGUGGAAAUCUCGAUCUUACCGUCUUGGAAAGGCUUCAUGGAAAUUUUGUCACAAGAUAAAAUAUUUGCAUUAUCCAACAUAACUUGCUUACCUUUUAUAAACCAGCCACCGUCCAACUUAACUACAUUAAAUACGGCUCUGCAUUAUGCAGUUGCAGAAGCUCGUAAAGUAGAUCAAAGAACUAUUUUGAUCACUUUUGAUCAACCUUUAUAUUGGAAAGCUCGCUGUAUUGUUGCACAGUCGGAAAAUGGUGAAUUGAAAGAUGUCGUGAUUCGUUUAGGAGGUUUCCAUUUGCUAAUGUCAUUUUUAGGAGCAAUUGGUUACAUCAUGGACGGAAGUGGACUCGAAGAAAUGUGGUCAUUAUCUGCAAAUCAAUGAGUAACGUAGCUGGAGUAGAAGAAUUUAUUAAUGAAUUUUUUAGUAAUUGGAUGAAAAACCCUCCUUUGAUAAAAGACUGUAAAAGUAAUAAUUUUAUGAAACACUUAUUAACACGUGAUUCAACAAGUGCUAUAUAUAAUAAAGGUAAAAAAAGUAUUAUAACAUUAUUAGAAAAAAAUGAAGACUUGCAACAAUUAAUAUCCAUAUUUUAUAAGCCAUUCCAAAAUGUCGACGAUAUAUAUAGAGUUGCUGAAAAACUUAUGAUAAUAAUGUAUGGUGCAGAUGACCAAAAACUGACUCUACAUGAAUUAAGAUAUAACAUAUUUUGCACAUCUACAGCAAUUGCAAAAAAAGAAUUAUCUUUAUCGUCUUUACCGCCUACCGAUUCGGUAUUAAGAGAGCAUGCUAAAAGAGUAUAUUACCAAAUGCAGAUUUGGCUUGGAUUCGAUUUAGAUCCAGUAUUAUGGGGAUGGAAGAGAACGAGUAAUAUGCUACUACCUAUUAUGAAUCCUAAACCAGUUGCACCAGUCGAAUUACUGGAGAUGAUAUUUUGUGGAUGUAAAACAAAUUGUAACACAUCCCGAUGUUCGUGCAAAAAGGCUGGCAUAAAAUGUAGUUACAGUUGUAAAAAUUGCAAUGGCCAAAGCUGUGAAAAUGCUUCAAAUUCGCAUAAGGUCAUACUUGAGAGUGAUACAGAAGAGCGACAAGAUGAUAUAGAUGAUAUAGAAGAUAAUGAAAAUAUGUGGAAUGAUGAAAUAAAUGAUUUACAAGAAGAAGAUGUUGAUGAAUCACAAACUGAAAAUUAAAAAAUUUUGCUGAAAAAUUCUGUCAAUUCUAUUUACUAGAAUAAUAUAACCAUUUUAUUAUAUAUUAAAUUUUUACAAUAAUCAUAUUUAUUUA
Nasonia vitripennis (jewel wasp) is the source of this 2893-nucleotide messenger RNA. RefSeq lists its product as uncharacterized. Lineage: Eukaryota; Metazoa; Arthropoda; Insecta; Hymenoptera; Pteromalidae. The transcript is spliced from 2 exons. Bases 1990 to 2799 code for a protein of 269 amino acids. The record is from RefSeq and is a predicted model, not a curated record.